AUGGAGAAGAGAACGGCACAUGAAGGGGGCAUGACUAACGUUUCGUGGGGUAAGCAGUACUCCUACGCCCUCUUCAAAGCCAUGAGCCACAUGUUGUGCAUUGGGUACGGAGCCCGCGCCCCGGUCAGCAUGUCGGACCUGUGGAUCACCAUGCUGAGUAUGAUCGUGGGCGCCACCUGCUACGCCAUGUUUGUAGGCCACGCCACGGCACUAAUCCAAUCACUGGAUUCCUCACGCAGACAAUACCAAGAGAAGUACAAACAAGUGGAACAGUACAUGUCGUUCCACAAACUUCCGGCCGACAUGCGCCAGAAGAUCCACGACUACUACGAGCAUCGGUACCAAGGGAAGAUCUUCGACGAGGAAAACAUCUUAAGUGAACUCAACGACCCGCUCAAAGAGGUGAGGCGGAUUUAA
Molecule: messenger RNA, 417 nt
Organism: Knipowitschia caucasica
Lineage: Eukaryota; Metazoa; Chordata; Actinopteri; Gobiiformes; Gobiidae
Source: the annotation of a GenBank genome assembly